AUGGCUCCCAUGGCGGUCUCAACCGACCAUCACCAUCGGAAUACUACGAAGAAGUCGAACAAGGUAUUCAAAUCAAAACAUAUGACCAAGGGCGCCUUGAAGGAUCUCUCUAAAGGCAAAAUCGAGUUCGAGAGGGGCAGUCGCAAAACCCCCCACCAACAGCUGAUGUCGAAGAUGCAACGGCGAAACCAGGCCGAACAAAAGAAGAGACUAAAGUCUAGAGCGAAGACAGAGGCUGUCAGCAUCUUUUCUGGCCAGAAUGGCGCAUCCAGACAUGUGGCUGUUAUACCAGUCUCGGAGGGCGUGGACUUGGAUGCUGUAGUUCUACAGCUUAACCAGAGCGUCGAGGUACCGGAUAGCGAGAGUCACAGUGGAAUCUGCCGUGUGCGAAUCGACAGGUUUAAGCAGAGCGUUACAUAUAUCCCUGCUACCAGGGAUCUGAUUAGCGCGCUGGAUGUGUGUCGACUUGCCGAUUUUGUCCUCUUCGUGGUCUCCUCGGAAGAAGAAGCGCUGGAUGAGACGGCCCAGGUUUUGCUUAAAGCGGUAGAGGGCCAAGGUAUAUCGAAUAUUAUGUCUCUUGUACAGGGCCUUGAGAAAGUACCGACACCGAAGAAAAAGACACAGGUUGUUGCAUCAUUAAAAUCGUCUCUCUUACGAUACUUUCCUAGCCUCGACAAAGUUCACUCGCUCGACUCUAGACAGGACUGCUCGAAUGUUGUACGAGGACUCUGCACCGCGACUCCAAAGGGCAUACAUUGGAGGGAUGAUCGAAGCUGGAUGUUGAUCGAAAACGUCGAAUGGCCUGCAUCUGCAGCAGAGGAAACCGGUGAUGUUGUGAUUACAGGUGUUGUUCGAGGGAAAGGCCUCAAAGCGGAUCGGCUGGUACAUAUUCCAACCUGGGGAGAUUUUCAGAUAUCGAUAAUUACAAAGGUGCCUUAUACGAUACGAAAGAGGGGCGAUGCGAUGAAUAUUGAUGACGCAGUGAACGAGGAAGUUGUGGACGAGCCCACCGAGGACGCCGAGGAUUUGACUACCGUGGCUCCAGAAGAAGUCUUUAUGGCCGACGAUACCGUCUCGACGUUUGGAGCGGACAAAAAAGGUGUAUUGCUCGACGACCAUCACUACUUUUCAGAUGAAGAUGAACCUAAAGCAUAUGAAAUACCAAAAAGAAUACCCCGUGGAACGUCCAAGUACCAGGCAGCCUGGUAUCUCGACGACUUCUCCGAUUCAGGGUCCGAUCUUAUGGAUGAGGAGCACGACGAUGAUGAGGAGAUGAUGGAUAUAGAAGAAGGCCGUCCCGAGGAUGGCGUUUUCCCUGACAAUCGAGAUGCUAUGACCGAGGGCGGCGCCACUGAAUACCCACAGUCUGAGAUGUUCUUGGAUCCAUCACCAGAGGAAGAAGCAAAGCAGAUAGAAGAGUAUCGAGCUAGCCGAAAGGACGAGGCGAACGAGGACCUUGAGUUCCCGGACGAGAUCGAACUUCACCCCAACACAUUGGCAAGAGAGCGUCUAGCACGAUAUCGUGGACUAAGGAGUCUCAAGACAAGCAAAUGGGAAACAGAAGAGGACAGAGCAUAUGAGCCAGAGGACUGGCGCCGUCUACUUCAAGUACCCGACUACAAGGGAGCACGAAACCAGUGCAUCCGUGAAGCCCUUGUCGGCGGUGUGAAACCCGGAACCAAAGUGAACAUCCAUCUUCGCAGUGUUCCAUUGAAUCUCCAACAGCGCAACCCCACUCCUCUCUCCCUAUUCUCUUUGCUUCGCCAUGAACACAAGCAUGCGGUGACCAACAUUAACAUGACGCUGAACUCGACUGUGGAAACCCCCAUCAAGUCCAAGGAGGAGCUUAUCGUCCAAUGUGGUCCCCGUCGACUACUCAUCAAGCCAAUCUUCUCUUCGGCCGGGACAACCCCCAACAACGUGCACAAGUUCGAUAGAUAUAUACAUCCGGGCCGCAGUGCGGUGGCUACUUUUACCGGCCCUGUAACCUGGGGCUCUAUCCCCGUGCUAGUCUUCAGGCGCACUGCUGUGGCUGACCCAGAGGUUCUUGAAGGAAGUGACGUGAACAAAACUACACUUGGUGCCCUCGAACUUGUCGGAACAGGCACAACGAUGGCGCCAGACCAUUCUCGCGUCGUGGCCAAACGAGUCAUCUUAACCGGUCAUCCGUAUAAGAUCCACAAGAAGCUGGUCACUAUCCGAUACAUGUUCUUCAAUGCGGAAGACAUUGCCUGGUUCAAAGCUCUGCAGCUCUGGACAAGACGUGGCCGCACUGGUUAUAUCAAGGAGAGUCUUGGAACCCACGGGUACUUCAAAGCAACGUUCGAUGCAAAGAUCAACCCCCAGGAUUCUGUUGGUAUCAGUUUGUAUAAGCGCAUUUUCCCACGGACAGCGGUAGAAUGGGAUGCGCUUGAUGCGCCGCCGGGUCCCUGGCGGGCUCGAAACCGCUGGGCCGCAGCCAACAAGCUUCGGGCAUCAAACCACGGGACAGAGCCCUGCGAUUCCGCUGCAGCUUUGCUGGCCGUAUCCAUGCCGGCGCCCAGUGGGACCUUCAAUCCUCCGUCCUUUUGCUCGCAAACUCGAGGGGAAACGCUGGCCAUUCUCGAUGAGAGGCAGAAGAAGAUCGUACACCGGUCGAGGAUGACGACGGUGCUGCCCGCCCUUCGAUCGCGCGGGUUUGUCACUGCGAAGCCCUCACGAGUCGACCUGGACGAAACCCCGCCGCUGCUACCUAGGAAGACCCAAUCGCAGAGUGCUAUAACACUCUCCAACAAGGAAGUGCCGCAUUGGCUUGGGGAGAGCGAUUAUAUCCUAACCGGCUACCGUGUACCAUGCAAUUCAGUCGCCCGUUGCUUCUACAGCUGGUUUUACAUUCACAAUGAGACCGUCAACAUCUAUACACAUCUCGUCCCCGCCAUUGGCUUUGCUGCGGCAGAGGUUUUUGUUUUUCGACAUUUUGAGACGCUCUAUCCGGAAGCUGCAACGGUCGACAAGGUCGUCUUUGCGGUUUUCUUGCUUACCGCUAUGACGUGCAUGAGCUGUUCGACUCUGUUCCAUACGUUUAUGAGCCAUUCCGAGACUGUGUCCAAGGCAUGUCUGCGUGCCGAUUACCUAGGAAUCAUUGGACUGAUCUUCGGCGACAUCAUUUCUGGGACUUAUGUGGUGUUCUAUGGUGAGACGGCCUUGUGGGCGACCUACUGGGCCAUUACCUUCGUGUUCAGUGCUUUGACAUGCACUAUUCUAUUUCAUCCAAAAUUUGAGGGCCAGGAGUACCGAACUUUCCGUGCAGGGACCUUCGUAUGCACCGGGUUGUCUUCAGUAGCCCCCCUGCUACAUGCUAUAAUGCGAUACGGCCUGCAAGAAAUGAUGGAGCAUUCGGGCCUUCCGUACUACCUCCUCGAAGGUCUCUUGCACAUCAUCGGCGUUAUCUUUUACAUGAUCUUUUCUAACAUGCGAUUCACGACAUGGGGAUAUUCCCUUGUUUUCCCCUCCAAUCCAAUCCAUGUACGUGGGGUUGGAGGGGAAGGCAGGCGGAUAAAUCCCCAGCCCGAAACACAUGGGAAGGACGAUGCCACCCCUACCAAAGCCCAUAGAUAG
Molecule: messenger RNA, 3597 nt
Organism: Arthroderma uncinatum
Lineage: Eukaryota; Fungi; Ascomycota; Eurotiomycetes; Onygenales; Arthrodermataceae
Product: pre-rRNA processing protein Tsr1
Exons: 8
Coding region: 1-3597 (1198 amino acids)
Biological process (GO): endonucleolytic cleavage of tricistronic rRNA transcript (SSU-rRNA, 5.8S rRNA, LSU-rRNA); ribosome biogenesis; maturation of SSU-rRNA from tricistronic rRNA transcript (SSU-rRNA, 5.8S rRNA, LSU-rRNA)
Cellular component (GO): nucleus; preribosome, small subunit precursor; membrane
Molecular function (GO): GTP binding; GTPase activity; U3 snoRNA binding
Source: RefSeq, a predicted model, not a curated record